This is a messenger RNA of Homarus americanus (American lobster), 6582 nucleotides long. RefSeq names its product mucin-5AC-like. The transcript is spliced from 10 exons. The coding region runs from base 856 to 4977 and encodes 1373 amino acids. Gene Ontology annotation, cellular component: cytosol; P-body. Lineage: Eukaryota; Metazoa; Arthropoda; Malacostraca; Decapoda; Nephropidae. Gene Ontology annotation, molecular function: protein binding. Gene Ontology annotation, biological process: neurogenesis. The record is from RefSeq and is a predicted model, not a curated record.
GGUCUUACAUCCUCAGUGCCAGUGCCAACCCACCACCGGCCCACUAAACAGGCUGGCACCCUCUACCCACCACCACAACUACCACAACCUCUACCACCACAACCUUUCCCCACCUGAGUCACUUUCCUGCCCCCUACACAACUACCCCCCCUCCUUCUUGUGCUGUGUCGCUAAGUUCGUCUCGAAAUUGGUGUGAGUUUUAACCCGGCCGGAAAAUUGGUCCUAUUACGGCAGCCAUUUAGUGGAAAGUGUAGUUGUGUGAGGGUCUGAGGUCCUGAGGAUGGACGGCCGGUGUGUGUGUGUGUGUAUGUGAUUCAGGACCGCUAGCAGCAACCUCGGGGCCCCUGGGAGCCAUUAAGGGUUUCUGCCUGGAGACUUAAACUGGUCCUGGGCUGAGGAGUUCAAGAGGCACAUUUUAAGCUGAUGCAAGGGCUCACUUGGUGUAUCCAAGGGCCCGUAGUAGCUUCUAGGGCCCACUCGCAGCCUCAGGGGGCUCACUGAGAAGCUUCAGGAGAACUUAAAGAACUCCCCUGUGUCCGCUAGAAGCUGUGAGUACAAGCUUAGAGCCUGGGGAAGCUUCAAGAUCCUUCCACGUCUUCAAAGAUCUUUUAAGAGGUCUUUGUGGUCCUCCCAGUGAGUCUUAAGGGUCACUAGAAGCCUUUAAGAGGAUCCUUGAGGUCUCAGUGGCCUCCCUAAGGACCAUUGAGAGCUACAAAAGACCCUCUAAGGCGCUCCAAAGACCUUCACCUCUCCUCCAUCGUCACCGGGACAGCUGGACCGUCUGCUGAGACCGUCUGGUUCAAUCUUCUCCACGUCGACUUCACCACCGGCGAGGCUACAAACUCGGUGGUCAAGAUGGCAACGUGGACCACUAGGCCAGCUGUUCGGGGUACAGAGACCAUCUGGGGCCCUGGCUCACCUCUAGAAUCACCUAGCUCGUCCCUAGCAUCACCUAGCUCUCCCCUAGGGGCAGCAGCACCUAGCAGCACGCCCAGCACACCUCCAAUGUCUCCCUCCUGGGUCGCCAAUCCCUCCCAUCCUCCCGCCCACAUGACCGGUGGUGACUCUGAUGAUGACUUUGACGAUGACCUGGACGAUAGUGGCUACGAUGACUGGCUGGAUUCGCAGUUGGCUGGCACUGGCGAGAUGACAGUGGUGGAGCGGCUACGGUACCUGCUGGACACGGGGCAGUUUGCUGACGUCAACAUCAGGGUCGGUCAGGGCCAGAACGUGACUGUCUUCAAGGCACACCGGCUCCUGCUGGCCACGGCGAGUCAGCCACUUUAUCGUCUCGUGUACCAGGUGUGUCCGAACCCUGGCCCUAAUGAGGUCACCACCAUCAGGGUCACCGAUAUGAACCCUAAGGACUUCGAGCAUAUCCUUAAGUACAUCUACACAGAUCACAUCGACUGUAAGAAAAUCAGUGUGGCGUUCGAACUCCUGAGAGCCAGCAGGAAGUGGGGUCUGGCCGGCCUGGGCAUCAAGUCCCUCACAUACCUCGAAGAAUUUGUCGAUAACUUCGAACCCAAGACGGAUGACGUCAACACUAACCUCUUUGAGCUCUUGGUGCUGUCUGAGGAGACCCUGAACGAGAUGAGUGAGAAAUGUUGGCAGAUCUUAGUCAAACACGCCACCGAGGUCAUCCCAUGUGAAGGUUACCUCAACCUGAGCCAGGUCAUGGCCAAGAAGGUCAUCUGCCACAAAGAUAUCAAGUUCGAGAACCAGCUUAAGCUCUUCGAGGCUAUCAGGGAUUGGGGUCUCCGUUACAUCCAAAAUCACAAUCUCAAGCUGACCCAUCUGGGCAAUGUGGUGGAGGAACUCAUUAAGGUCAUCGACUUUGACCGGAUCUCUGACGCUGACUUUAUCAACACCGUGUUGACGUCCGAGUGUCUGGGCAAGGCGGAGGUGAUCGCCUUCUUCAUGACACAUGGGCUGGAGAUCCCCAGGAACCUGGACUUCAACAACAAUAAACAGCUUCCCUUUUGGCUGUGGUUCUGUGCCACCUCAGACAUGGAGGGGAAGCCGUCGACACGAGGACCUCCCUCACCUUCUUCCUGCAGCAGCACCAGCAAGAAGUCCUCCAACAAGCUCUCCAGCCUGGCUACUGUCAAUGAGACCUUAUCCAAAAUCUGUUCGCUGACUCAGAACGGCUCAGUGCUGGAGUUCAACAAGGUGUGCCGCUUCAGGAAAGGCUACAGGUGUCCACAAAAAGAGAUCUACCAGGAACAAGAGCUGAGGUUCCGGGUAGACAAGAACAUCAAGUUACUAGGCGUCGGGUUCGGGUUUCUCUUCAGCUGUACAGACAUGGGCAUCAGCGUACACUGUCAGGGACCUUGGGAGACCCGCCAGUGGACCGACAUCGCCCAGUCUUACUGCCGAGUGUCAGGAGAGAAACAAGAGACGGCUGACGUGCGGCUGAUGUUCUUCCACCCAGUCAGGAUAGAAGCUAACCAGAGCUACAAGGUUAUGGUGAAGACGGUGAGGAUGAGUCAGGGGAGCUCUGAGGUGGAGUUGUGGGGCGGCACUGGUGGACUCUACUGUGUGGAGACGGAGGACGCCGCGUUCCACUUCAUCAAGGCGGCGGUGGACCCCAACACUAGCGUGGAGGAGAGUGACGGCGACACUAAACCCGGCAUCAUCACUGAGCUGCUCUACCAGAUGGACACCGGGGAGAACACCACACCUACCACCGGGGCUCCCAGACGGCGACGACCACCUUCUGAAGUAGAGGAGGUCGAGGAGAGUUCUUCCCCACGUCGACGCCGCCCAGAGCCUCCAGAAGAGCAGAAGCCAGUACAGAGCUCCCCCAUGAGGAGGCGUACGGGAGCGGAGGCCUCUCUAAAGGUGCCGGAGAUCCCCUAUGUGAGGAAAAGGUCUCCUCCAGCUGAUGAUCAGAAGACCCCAGAAGCUCCACCACUAUGCAGGAGACGCGAGAGCACCGAGACGUCCUCCAGGAAGACCUCAGCGGAAGAGUACAAGCCGGAGAGUUUCUCCACUAACAGGUGGAGAACGAGGACCAGGGAGACCGAGACCGAAUACAAGAAGUCGCCGGUGGAGGAGUACAAACCUUCAAGCUUCUCCACUAACAGGUGGAUCUCCAGACCGAAGGAGGACAAGACAGGCACCGAGAAGACAACCUCCGACACCUCGUCUUACACCAGCCAGAAGAAAACGACGGAAGAAUAUAAACCUGAAAGCUUCACCUCCAACAGAUGGAGGACGAGAAGCAAAGAGGAAGGCACCGAUACUAAAAAGACUCUCGACGUCAGCCGUAAGGCGUCUACUGAGGAAACCAAGCCGGAGACUGAUAGAUGGAGAAGUAAACCACAGGAGGAGAAGAAAGACACGCCGUUUGGUGUGCGGAGAUACUCCAAAUCUGAUGAAUCGACAGUCACACACCCGUUCAUGCGACGACGCGAGUCCAAGGACACGAACGCAGAAAUACCCUUCUACCUCCGUCCACGACCGUCGCAGUCGGAGGAGACGAAAACGACGACAGGCAGCGCUUACAGCAGGAGCAGAUGGGGGUCGUCCGCAACCAACUCCAUCGCUGCCAAGGAAGAUAAGCCCUCGACAGACACAACAUCACGUAGCAGGUUCCUCCGUUCCAGCGACAGUAUUAGUUCUCCCUCACUCCGUUCCACCGGGUCCUCCACCCUGUUCUCCCGUUACGGGUCUGCUCGAGACACCCCCCUGUCCCGGACGCGUGAUACGUCCCUCUCCCGUUACGGAGGCUCCAGCGGUAGCAGUUACCUCAGCAGCAGGUAUGAACCUGCUACCUCAGCAGGCGGAACAGAUACAAAUAGCUCUGAUAGUAGUGUUAGUAAGUACACGACUACUCCAUCCACCGGAGCUCAGUCUACUAGCUCUAGUAGUUACAGUAGAAGGUACAGCUCCUCGUCAGCUCCCCCAGGCGGGUACAGCAGUAGGUAUGACUCCUCUGCUUCGUCUGGAAGUGGUUUAAGCGGAGUUACAAGCAGGUACACCAUACCAGCAGCCGCCAAGGAGCCAGUUAGGUACACCUCAUCAGUACCCAUCAGGGAGCCAGUCAGGUACGGUACAUCUACCUUGGGUUCUAGCAGUAAGUUAGCUGCGCUUAGCGCUAAGUACGGUUCUUCCGCUGGUUCUACCAGUACCUCAAGUGGCAUCAGUAGGUACGGUACUUCCACCUCGGGUUCUGGCAGUAACUUAGCUGCUCUUAGCGCUAAAUACAGUCCUUCUGCUGGUUCUUCUAAUACAUCAAGUGGAGUAAGCAGUAGAUACGGUACUUCUGGUUCUAGCGAUACCUCGAAUGGCUCUAGCGCCAGGUAUGGUUCACUGUCUUCCUCUACAAGUGGUCCUAAUAGGUAUGGUUCAACUACAUCUACCAGUGGUUCAGGUAGCGUGUUGGGUAGUACUAAGUAUGAUUCAUCCUCCGCUACUGGUAGAUAUGGUUCACCAGCUCCCACAUCAAGCAGGUAUGGUUCACCUGCUCCUACUAGUGGCUCAUCCAGUAGUUAUAGCAGCAAGUACGGUCUCUCAGCCCCUGCGGGCGGUUCUAGUACACUAGGUGGUAGCAGUAGAUAUGGUUCCCCAGGCCCUACAACAAGCAAGUACAGUUCUCCUGCUCCCACAACUAGCAGGUACAGUUCUCCUGCUCCCACAACUAGCAGGUACAGUUCUCCUACUCCUACUAGCAGUACUGGCCUAAUUACCAGAUACGGUUCUUCUGGCCCGGGUAGUGAUUCUGGCGCCAAGUAUGGUUCAGGAAGCACUUUAAGCUCUCUGAGAACCUCGACGAGUGGGAAAGACUGUGAUCUAUGUCCAACCAGUAGAACCAACAGAUAUGGUUCUUCUACAACUUCUACUCGUGCUUCGUCGCCAGUCACAGCAGGGAAGUACUCCUCCGCCGAGAAUAGCAGGAGCAAGUGGGAUAGUGACGGAGGGAGAGGUAAGGGUGACGGUGAAAGUGACGGAGGCGACAGUGGGUCAUCUUAGCUACUCACAUUGAUCUGUCGCGUUCGUUAACUUAGAAACGUGAUAAUGAUGAUAUUAUUAUAUACCACUUGUACAAACGUUAAGACAUUGGCUAAUCUUUCUUUUCAUGUUAUUUUUUUCCUCUGGCAUUUAAUUCCCAUAAUAAUGGCGACUUUUCCCUUCAUGUAUAGUAAUUUUCUUCCCUAGCAGUGAUGACUUUCUACCCUAGCAGUGAUGAUGACUUUUCCCUAACAAUUGUAAUUUUCUUCCCCUACAAUGGUGACUUUCUUCCCGAGUAAUGACGACCUUCUUCCCUUGCUGUGUAAAUGAACUUUGUCUUUUCUUGUACACGUAUGGGUCCCGCCUCGGUUAAACUCACACACCUGUUCUUUAUUUUUUAACUAUUUCACAAAACAAAAGACUUACAAAUUAUAGAUAUUUCAGAUAAUUUAAAGACGGUACAGUUAUGCGAAGUCAAUGGACUUUAGGGUAAUUUUCCCGCCAUUAUAUAUGUUUAUGGAUAGGUUUAUGCUUAUUUAGAGGCAGAGAAAAUAUAACUAGGGUAAACAAAUAUAGGCAAUCAUUAAUAAUUCACUAAGGUUGGAAUUUGGUUCUUGUUGUCUAGUAAAAGGGAAAGUUAAAAGCGAUGAUUUUCUUCACUGCCCACUGUUUACGUGCAGUUAUUCAUAGUUUUAUUCAUUAUUUAUGUUAGUUUAGGCCAGGAUGUAUACCGGUAGUGAUCGGAACAUCAACAGUUAACUUGUGGUCUCUGUAAUACUGUAGAAACUUAAUUUAUCUAGUUAUUGUUUGUGUUUACAUAAAUAACUUCUGCUACAGCUCAGUAGAUGGCAAAGUUUGUGAGUUUAACGCUGAGUUUAAAUGUAAGUGACUACUUAUUACUAAGAUAUUUUCCAAGGGUUAAGUUUUAAUUAUUUCACAAUAUAUCACAUAUCAACAGUAACUUUAUGAAUAUUUAUACUUAACACUGUCAGUGUGGGAUGAAUCACAAGUGUUUUAAGAGUUUUAAGUCAAGUCCAGUAAUCUAUUGUCUUAACGACCGUGUAUAUAUACAAACUUUUCCGGUAAAUUUGAUUAGUAAAGGGAAACAUAAAUCAUGACAAUUUAGUGGAAAUGUCAGAAGACGAUAUUAUUCGUACAAUACCAUGAACAGUUUUAUUGUCAAUGGUUAGAUACAGCAUGUCACAUCCAUUAGUGUGGCGACGUAAAGUACAGCUGAUGCAUUUGGUCUUAUUUUAUUAACAUUGGGUAACUGGCUGACACAAGUGACCUAUUCGUUUAUUUGAAAGCCAUGACUAGGUUACAUCACAUUGGCUGUUGCCACUUGUAAAAAAAAAGGUUCACAAUUAAAGUAAUUUGUUCUCCACAAUAUCAAGAGCAAUGUUCUCACUAAUACACUAAACCUCUAGACCUGUUUUAUUCUCAUUAAUCAAGUUACUCUCACAAAUGUGGUUAAAGUUUUUUUAUCAUCAUAUAUACACCAAUAAUUUACUGUAUCAUCUAAAUUUGUUAUGUAGUAAGUCAUUAAUGUCUGUGAAUUAUUUGUUUGUGAGGAAGGACUGUCAGGUCAACCUUGUUCUUACGUCUUGUAUAAAUAUAUACAACAUG